This is a messenger RNA of Talaromyces atroroseus, 2949 nucleotides long. Its product is annotated as AMP deaminase. Lineage: Eukaryota; Fungi; Ascomycota; Eurotiomycetes; Eurotiales; Trichocomaceae. The record is from RefSeq and is a predicted model, not a curated record. Gene Ontology annotation, cellular component: cytosol. The transcript is spliced from 2 exons. Bases 1 to 2949 code for a protein of 982 amino acids. Gene Ontology annotation, biological process: IMP salvage; AMP metabolic process. Gene Ontology annotation, molecular function: AMP deaminase activity.
AUGAACCCCGUUGAAGACGGCACUGCGACUCUCGAAGAUGGCGUUGAAGACAACGAUGUUGCGUUCGUGUCUUCGGACGAAGAAAUGCUCCCCAGAGACAGACAGAGAAGAACGCACAGCUACAAUUAUGCCUACGAGAAAUCCAUGAGCCUCGCCGAGGCAAAACUCUUCUACCAAAGGCACCAGGAAGCAUCACGGGCUCAUGAAGGAGCUGACCCCUCCCGAAGCCCCAUUCUGUCCCACCAUUCUGUGCCCGUGAAGACGGCCACGACUGCCGGGACGGACGAUGCGCUCUCUAGUAUGGCCGCGAGUGUCGGAUCCCUCAAAAGCAGCGCGGGCUUUACUUCGUCGACCAGUAUUCACGACCCUGCGGCAGCGGACACGUCGAAUAAUCCGGCAUACGCGCGAAUGCACGAGAGCUUACAGGCGGCCGAUCAAUCUGCUAGGAAUCAAGUGCUACAGCCGGGUCUAACAUCUUCCGAAACCGCGCCGUAUUCGUUUGCUUCACACAGUAUCUACGGAGUAGGGGCUGGUAUAGCUGUGCAUCAUGGUAUGGAGGGCUACCUUCCAAGUGACGACGCCGUGAAUGCAGAGUUGGAGAUUGUGUGUCGCAAAAUUCGCAACAUUCUGGAACAAAGGAACAAAUAUAUGCAGCUGUCGUUACAGGGGCCUGACUGCAACCCCAAGGAUUCUCCCAGAUGGCCGAUCUACCCGUCUCCACCCGAGCCAGUGUGGGAUGCUGAGAAGGAGCGCCCGAAAAAUGAGGACAAAGUUGUCCCAGAAGAUCAGGAGCCGCGGGCUUCAGAGCCACGUACUCGCAAGAGACGCAAGAUGGGUCAGGACAUAGGAGAAGACUUUGACAUGGAGGACUUGCUCCCUCUCCCGGGUCCAUCCAGUUCCGUCUUUCAACUCGAUUCGUCUAGCGUUUACCAGGUAUAUGAAGGCGAAGAGUCAAAUCGUCCCAUUGUGCAAAUCCCCUCGUUGCGGGAUUUCUAUAUGGAUUUGGAUACUCUGACAGAGGUUUCUACCGACGGGCCAGUGAAGUCUUUUGCUUUCAAGCGUCUUUCUUAUCUCGAGGGGAAGUUUCAGCUUCACACUCUACUGAAUGAGUACCAGGAACUCGCAGACAGUAAGAAAGUGCCACAUCGGGACUUUUACAAUGUCAGAAAAGUGGAUACUCACGUUCAUCACUCAGCGUGCAUGAACCAGAAGCAUUUGUUGAGAUUUAUCAAGAGCAAAAUGAAGAAAUCUCCGGAUGAGGUCGUGCUCUUCAGAGAUGGAAAGCACCUGACGUUGAAGGAAGUGUUUGAAAGUAUUAAUCUGACUGCGUAUGACCUCAGUAUCGAUACACUUGAUAUGCAUGCACACAAAGAUUCGUUUCAUCGGUUUGAUAAGUUCAACUUGAAGUACAAUCCGGUUGGAGAGUCUCGUCUUCGAGAGAUCUUUUUGAAGACGGACAACUUCAUACAAGGGAGGUACCUUGCUGAAAUCACGAAAGAAGUCAUUUCCGAUCUGGAAUCGAGCAAAUACCAGAUGGUCGAAUGGCGCAUUUCGAUUUAUGGAAGAUCAGUGGAAGAAUGGGACAAGCUGGCAGCAUGGGUGGUCGACAACAAGCUUUUCUCGCCAAAUGUUCGCUGGCUUAUACAGGUGCCUCGGCUUUACGACGUGUAUAAAUCAAGCGGAAUGGUACAGAGUUUCGAAGAUGUCAUCAAGAAUCUGUUUCAGCCGUUAUUCGAAGUGACGCAAGAUCCCUCCAGUCAUCCCAAACUACAUGUGUUCCUACAACGUGUUAUAGGAUUUGACAGUGUCGACGAUGAGAGCAAGGCAGAGCGCCGGCUAUACAAGAAAUACCCCAUCCCAAGAGACUGGAAUACGAAACAAAACCCGCCUUAUAGUUAUUGGAUCUAUUUCAUGUUUGCAAAUAUGGCAUCGCUCAAUUGUUGGAGACAGCGCCGUGGCUUCAACACGUUCGUUUUACGACCUCACUGCGGUGAAGCUGGUGAUCCGGAUCAUCUGGCGGCGGGUUUUCUGGCCUGUCACAGUAUCAGUCACGGAAUCCAUCUUCGAAAAGUUCCGCUGCUGCAGUAUGUUUAUUACCUUGACCGCAUCGGCAUUGCAAUGUCACCACUAAGCAACAAUGCGCUGUUUUUGACCUAUGAUAAAAAUCCGUUUGCGAGUUUCUUCAGAAAGGGACUCAAUGUCUCCCUUUCUACGGACGACCCACUUCAGUUCGCUUUCACCAAAGAACCUCUCAUGGAAGAAUAUGCCGUUGCAGCUCAGAUUUACAAGCUCAGUGCUGUGGAUAUGUGCGAGUUGGCUAAGAAUUCUGUUGAUCAGAGCGGCUUCGAGCUCGCGCUCAAGCAGAGAUGGCUCGGUCCCCAGUGCUAUUUACCAGGAGUUGCAGGAAAUAACGUGGCUAAGAGCAAUGUGCCUGACCUUCGGGAGGCUUUCAGACAUGAAACAUACCUCGCUGAGUUGUCAUUGAUCGAGAGAUACUCGACUCCUAAACACCUUUUUCGUACGAAGACAGCAGCAGAUCGAGCAAUGCCAGUAACAGCCUCCAUUGGCUCAUUUAGCAACACACACAUCCCUUAUAUCACAACAGAAUCCCCGUCCCAAAGCAAGUCCCCUGCCACCCGGGCAUCUAGCCUUGCACCACCAGCCAGUGAUCCAGCAUCGCUAUCAAAUUCCCAAACUCUUCUUCCCGAGUCUGCUUUGUCUCAUUCCGGCUCACCAGCGCCAGCAUCGCAAGACCUACUACAACCAUCAUCUUCGCCAAUCCCCUUGGUUGCUGGCAGCUUGCCCGAACAGAAAAUCAUUCCUGGCUUGGUGCAUGAGAGGACUAGGAAGGGAAGUACUUAUUCGAAUUCUUCUACUGCUCGCGCUGAUUUUCACUCGUCUCCUGGUAAGCAGCGUGAUAGUGAUGGGAAUGAUUAUGGCGUUAUUUAA